GCAGAUUUCAUCUUCAGAGCUGGGAUUAUGUACAUGUCCAAUGAUGGUGAACUUGGCCAGCAAAUGAGGUCGAAUAUGUUUUCUAGUGGUUCUGGAUUUUUUGGUCCGGGGUUGUAGCUUAAACUUGGUGGCAUUACGUCUACUGUCAGCUUUCUCAUCAAAACUCUCUUCAGACGUGAACAGACCGUUUGGGGAUGAGGUAGUAGACUUGUGAGAAAACAGUUUUUCAGAUGUAUUGAUGAGAUCACCAGAAGUGUUUCACUUACUACGCCGUUUUGUGCUGCUCGAAAAGCAUCUGAAGAAGUUGGAGCUCAAUUACUUUUGGGGCAUCGACCUAUUGAAAUAACUCUUGAAAGGGCUUGGAAUUCUCUUAAAUGGAAUGAAAAACUGAGCCUUGUGCUCGCUGUUGUUCGUGGGAUAACAUCAUUAGCUGAUAUGUCCAGGAACAAUUUGAAGGAAUCAAGCACAGAUGAUAGCACCAUCCAGCUCUACGAGCAGCUAAGUUUUUCAUAUCCAGCACUCCAGCAACCCCUUUUUAAUGAGCGUGACACAGUUUGCCUGAGGAGGUCUAAACGCUUGUUCACGGAGCCAAUUGUGAUGCCGGUGAUUAGAUUGAGGAAGAGAGAUCCACUUAGAAGUUUUUUUACUUUUCUUUUUCUACUUUUGGAAGUUACCAUUUGAGAGGACGAUCUUAUAUAUAAGUUUCUUUCUUUCUUUUUUUUUUUUGUUUUUUUUUGUGUGUGUGUGUGGUGAUUGUAUAUUUGUAAAUGUUUUACUUUCCUUUUUGGAUGUUGAGCUUGUAAAUGUCAAAGAUAAAUAAAUAAAGUUUGUGUUUGUAUCAUAUGACUUGUGCAUAUGCUUUGAAUGGACUUUUGGUAAUUAAUGAACAAAUGUUUUUCUGCAUAAGCCCCAAUGUUUUAGUCCAACCUCGUCUUCUCUUGCUAGGCCUUUGGUAGUUAGACACUAUUGGCUGAUCAUAACUGCUAUCUUGUUUGGCGUGGGAUGGGGUUGUGACUGAGAGGGAGAUGGCAUCGAGGGCCUAUGAGAGGGGAAAAAAGAUGUCUUUAGGGCUAGGGGAGGUAGGGGUAGUGGGCAGUGUUGUCAAAGUCGCGCCUAGGCGCAAGGUGAGUCGAGGCACACCAUCUGCUCCUGUAUAGGUACCAGGCGAGGCGGCUUGAGCCAGGCGAGCGCCUUAGCCGCGAUUUUAAAAAAGGCGAGAGAGGCGCAAGGCCCUCGCCUAGGCGCGACUGAGCGUUUAAUCUGUAGAUCUGAUCUAACGACUCAGAUGUGACUCAGAUGAACCUUUCGAAUGGCUCAUAAUCACAGAGGAUCAGAACUCAUGUACCAUAUGAGCCAAAUAGGACUAAGAUUAACCCUAAUCGAAGUCGUCUCUCUCUUUUUCGCCUCGCAAUCGACUUCGAGCUGCUGGAGCUAGACUUGGUCUGCGACUACGACUGCGACACAAGAGCUGGACUUCGACUGCGACACUGGAUCGACUUCGGCUUCGCAGGUUCGACUCUCUCUCCCCUUCUCCUUCUUCUUCGUCUUCGACACUGGUCGUUCGACUUUCAUUUUUUUUUUUCUUUCCUUUUCUUUUUUUUCCUUCGACUUUCAGUUCAGUCCUCUCUUUUUUUUUUUUUC
Molecule: messenger RNA, 1641 nt
Organism: Camellia sinensis
Lineage: Eukaryota; Viridiplantae; Streptophyta; Magnoliopsida; Ericales; Theaceae
Source: RefSeq, a predicted model, not a curated record